This is a messenger RNA of Rosa chinensis, 3192 nucleotides long. RefSeq lists its product as uncharacterized. Bases 1 to 3192 code for a protein of 1063 amino acids. The transcript is spliced from 3 exons. Lineage: Eukaryota; Viridiplantae; Streptophyta; Magnoliopsida; Rosales; Rosaceae. The record is from RefSeq and is a predicted model, not a curated record.
AUGCAUGCUGAUAGAAGAUCAUUGAAGUUUAAGAUAGGACUUGAAGACUUUCUUAAGUUCGCUUUGGCAAAUGCAAGCGACAUAUCAAAAAUAUGUUGUCCUUGUUUGAAGUGUUGUAACAAUGAUGAAUUUUCUAUUGGAGUGAUCAAGGACCAUAUAUACUUUAAUGGUAUUGAUGUUAGAUAUAAGCAAUGGAAAUGGCAUGGAGAACCUUCCGCCAUGAAUGCGGAUAUUUUAGGUGAAUCAGAAACAGUAGAUAUGGGUGCUGAUUUUGGGAUAGGGGAUGAAGAAGAUGAGAUUUCGAGUGACUCAAAUGAGUUUCUUAGGUUUGUAGAGGAUGGGGAUAAGCCUUUGUAUCCGGGUUGUACUAAGACUACAAAGUUAAACGGUUUGAUACAAACCUUCAAUUUGAAGGCAAAACACGGAAUGACGGACUCUUGUUAUUCUGACAUGCUAAUAAUGAUUGGCAUGUUGUUGCCUGAAGGGAAUGAGGUGCCUGGGUCUCUAUAUGAGGCUAAGAAAACACUUGCUACAUUGGGCAUGGCCUAUGAAAGGAUUCAUGCUUGUCCAAAUGACUGCAUCCUUUAUAGAGGGCAGCAUGCAGAAGCAACAAGUUGUCCAACAUGUGGUGAAUCACGUUGGAAACUGGGCAGAGACAAUACUAAUAAGGAAGGGGUACCUGGGAAGGUCUUGUGGUACUUCCCACCAAUCCCGAGAUUCAAACGGAUGUUCCUAUCGACCAAGACAGCUAAGGAUUUGACUUGGCAUGCCAAUGAUAGGAAAACAGAUGGAAUGAUGAGGCAUCCAGUAGAUUCCCCGACUUGGAAGUUAGUUGACACAAAGUGGCCAGAAUUUGGUAGUGAACCGAGGAACCUUAGGUUAGCCCUUUCCUCAGAUGGGUUUAAUCCCCACAGUUCAUUAAGUAGCCGGUACUCUUGCUGGCCUGUUAUUCUUGUUACUUAUAACCUUCCUCCUUGGCUAUGCAUGAAGAGGAAGCACAUGAUGUUAACAUUGUUAAUAUCUGGACCCAAACAGCCGGGAAAUGAUAUUGACGUUUACUUGCAGCCUUUGAUAGAUGAUUUGAAACUACUGUGGGAUGGGGUUGAAGUGUAUGAUGCCCUUAGAGGAGAGCCCUUCAAACUGAAGGCAGUCCUAUUUUGGACUAUUAACGACUUUCCCGCAUAUGGGAACCUCUCCGGCAGCAUUACCAAAGGAUAUAAUGCUUGUCCAGUUUGUGUUAAUGAAACCCGACCAUACAGGUUGAAGCAUAGUAACAAAAUGGCAUUCAUGAGACAUCGCAGAUUUUUGCCAAGACAUCAUCCAUAUCGAAGGCAAGCUGCAGCUUUUGACAAUACCAUAGAGGAAGAUGUCGCUCCUUCACCAUUAAGUGGAGAGGAGAUGUUGUCAAGAGUUGAAGGUCUGAACAGACCAUUUGGGAAAAAAAAAACUUCUACCCCUUAUAAGGGUGUUGAAGCGAAAAACAGACCUUGUUGGAAAAAAAAAUCAGUGUUCUUUGAACUUGAUUACUGGAAACAUCUUCCAGUGAGACACAUUCUCGAUGUGAUGCACAUUGAGAAGAAUUGCUGCGAUGCUAUUCUUGGUACCCUAUUGAACAUUCCCGGGAAGACCAAGGAUGGAGCUGCUUCUCGUUUGGACAUGGUUGAUAUGGGCAUCAGAACUGAUUUGAAGCCUACACCUGGUCCGAAAAGGGCCAAGUUGCCUUUGGCGAGUUGGAACUUGCUGCUAGAUGAGAAGAAAAUAUUAUGCUCUUCCUUUUUCAACAUGACGGUUCCUGUGCGCUUAUGCUCAAACCUAAGGAAUCUGGUUUCAAUGGAAGAUUUGAGACUCGUCGGUCUUAAAUCACAUGAUUGCCACACAAUUAUGCAGAUUCUUCUCCCUGUGGCAUUACGAUCAGUUUUAGAAAAGCCGGUUAGGUAUGCUAUUAUUCGGUUUUGCCUAUUCUUCAAGGCAAUUUGUAGUAAGGUGAUAGAUGUUUCAAAACUUCAACAAAUGCAAGCUGACCUUAUUGAUACAGUUUGCUUGCUUGAAAAGUUCUUCCCACCUUCGUUUUUCGAUGUAAUGAUUCAUUUAACAGUCCAUCUUGUUAGAGAAGUAGAGUUAUGUGGUCCGGUGUUUCUUCGAUGGAUGUACCCGUUUGAGAGGUACAUGAAAGUGUUCAAAGGGUAUGUAAGAAGUCGCCAUUUUCCUGAGGGGUGUAUUGCUGAGAAUUACAUUGUUGAAGAGGCUAUAGAGUUUUGCUCAGAACGUAUGCUUCGUGAAGAUGAUACCACUGUGGGAAUUCCAUUAAGAAGCUUAUCUGGACUGUGUAAUGGAUCCAAGCCUUUAUCAGGCGCAACCAUGGUGACCGUUUCUGCAAAGGAGUUACGACUUGCACACCUGUGUGUAUUGCGGAACACUGAAGAUGCCAUGCCAUACUUCAAGGAGCAUAUGGAACUGUUGGAGUUAACUUUCCCUAAGUUCAAGAAAAACGAGAGGUGGUUGAGGGAAAAACAGAAUGCGACAUUUGGAGAUUGGUUAAAGGAAAGGGUUGCAAAUGCGAUGCAUGUUCCCGACAAUGAUGUUUCAGAAACAAUGAGGUGGAUGGCUGGCGGCCCAAGGCGUGAAGUACCAACCUUUAGUGGAUACCAUGUCAGUGGAGUUGAUUUCAACACCAAAGCGCGGGACAAUGUCAAAUCUGUUCAGAACAGUGGUGUUUUUUUACUUGCCGAUGCAAUGCAAGUUGCAAGUGCAAAGGAUCGAAAGCCCAGAACUCAUGAUAUGGACUUCUACGGUGUAAUUAAAACAAUAUGGGAGGUUGACUAUUACAAAUUUAGGGUACCAUUGUUUAAAUGUGAUUGGGUAGAGAGUUCUAGGGGCGUCAAAGUAGACGAUCUUGGGUUUACUUUGGUGAAACUGAAUAGGAUAGGGCAUUUAAAUGAUCCGUUUGUCUUAGCUACACAUGUGAAACAAGUUUUUUAUAUUGAAGACCCCCUCAAUGCUGAAUGGUCAGUAGUGGUGAGGUGCCCGGAUAAAGACUACGAAGGGGCUAAUGAUGAGUGCGAAAACCCUGAAGUGGAAUUCCCUCCAUUUAAUCCGACAAUGCCAUCAGUUGAAACCUUUGAUGAUGUAGUUGGUCAUCAACCUACCAUUCAUAUGCGAGAUGGUGAUGAAGGAAUAUGGGUUGACAAUUAA